Molecule: messenger RNA, 1786 nt
Organism: Nematostella vectensis (starlet sea anemone)
Lineage: Eukaryota; Metazoa; Cnidaria; Anthozoa; Actiniaria; Edwardsiidae
Product: nuclear receptor subfamily 2 group F member 5
Exons: 3
Coding region: 260-1294 (344 amino acids)
Biological process (GO): regulation of transcription by RNA polymerase II; cell differentiation; anatomical structure development
Molecular function (GO): nuclear receptor activity; zinc ion binding; RNA polymerase II cis-regulatory region sequence-specific DNA binding
Source: RefSeq, a predicted model, not a curated record
GUUAUGCCAAGGCAUACAUAUUCAAAACCUGAAAGAAAGCAACCCAAAUGAGGGUGAUUUUCACAAAGUGUAAUUCACCAUAGUAAGUAUUUUUCAUCAUAACAGUUUUGAUAUCGUAUGGUAUACCGGUGCGAUUUUCGAAGUCAACGAUAUCUGUCAACGUUGAACGAAUAUAAGCCUAGGACAUCACAAGUGACCGAGAUAUCAUCUAUCUAGUAUUUGAAAACUCGUCAACAAGCUGGAAUUUGACUACUUGAAGAUGGAAAUAUGUUCAGUGUGCGGCGACCACUCAACUGGAAAACACUACGGUGCAAAUACAUGUGAAGGCUGUAAGCUUUUUUUUAAGAGAAGCAUUAAAAAACGGCUUUACUACACGUGCCGGGUCGCAGGUUGCUGUCCAGUUAACAAACGAUACAGAAACAGUUGCCAGUUCUGUAGGAUGCGCAAGUGCUUAGCCGUCGGAAUGAAGAGGGAAGCGGUUCAGCAGGCAAGAGCACAAGACUUUGAGAAAGCGAGACGACGACAGAAGCGCCAACAGCAUAAGGGAGAAAUUCGAAAAGAGGCUGACUUUGCUACACUUUCGGACUUUGUGUUUCAUUUACAAGCCGUUGAACCUUAUUGCAGGCGACAAGAGAGCGAAUCAAAAACACCUGAAUCCACGGACUGCGGCUCGGAAGAGAUUUCGCGCGAGAAAUCUCCCGCUGAAAAAACGAGUGAGAUGGCUGCACGACUCUUAUUCAUGACCGCGCAUUGGGCAAAAAAAGUCAAACACUUUUCAGAACUAUCGCACUUUGAUCAAGUAAAAUUACUUCGUGAAAAUUGGAGCAAAGUGUUCAUCAUAAACUUAGUACAAUGGGCGAUGCCGUUUGAGAUCGCGCCCAUCGUGAGCGACAUUGUCGAAAAAACACCAGGUCAACAUUUGGACAAGGUGCUACACACCAUGGGAAAGUUGAAUGAAGUUGUGUUCAAGUUGGUGCAAUUGCAGCUGAGUCGAGCAGAGUUCUCACUGUUAAAAGCUCUUGCACUCUUUAAUCCUGACACGGAACAGCUUGCGGACGCGGUCCAGAUACAAGCUGUUCAGAACAAGACGCAGAACGCACUAGAAGAAUACAUCCGCGUGCACUAUCCACAGACGCCUAACCGGUUCGGUCAGGUGCUUCUCCGACUAACCGCGCUAGGAGCAGUCGAGUGCAAAAUCAUCGAACACGUAUUUUUUAACAAGUUACUGGGCAGCACUUCAAUUUAUACUCUGGUGGACGAUAUUCUACUCUCUAAAGAGUUAAACUCAGAGUGAAUUUAGAGUAAAAUAUGCGAUAUCUCUUUCUACGUGGGAGUUUUUUUGCGCGAGUGUGACAAGCAGUUUUUUUUUUUUUUUACAUUUUACCUGCUCUUUGUUGCUUUUACGAGAAGUCGUAAGAAAAAACCGCACAUCGAUCGUCGUGUGUCAUAUAUUAGCCACUGCAUAACUUCAGACUUAGACGGUGUAGCGGUGGCUAAUAUAUGCAGCUAGGCGCUUCAGUGGUUUUUACCCAUGCUUACAUGCGGGCUUGUCGCGUAGUCGCAAAGCCCGUUGAUGACAACCUUUUGUCAAACGACUGUAUAAUAUCAUGUAUAUAAAAUAACAUCCGUCUGCAGGGGCUAUUACGAUGAGUCCUAAUAGCCAACAAAAGCCAAAAGGCUUGCCGUACCAUCCAAUAUAAAUAAUAGUUGGUUGAUCCAUUUUGAAAUGGUUUAAUUAUACAUUCCCUCAGGUCAAUGUCUGAAAAUAAAAUAAAUGCUAUAUCCA